AUCGACGCUAUGAUCCGAUACGACAAACUGCAUCUGGUGAAGCAGGGCGUGCGCUAGCCGUGUACCUCAUCCUCGCGCCCGCGCCUCAUCCCUCCUCCAAGACUCUCCGCACCGGAUAUCCCCAAGACCGGAGCACCAUCGCCACUGUCCCGCCUCCUCGUCCGCUCCAAGUUUCUUGUCGUCGUCAAAUUGACCCAUCGGAAUGGUGACCGGCCCUCCGAAGACGAAGAAGCUCCGACCGACUGGGCCCAGUAUAGCCGGAGAUACGCGCUGCCCAUGCGGGGCGAUAUCGUCACCUUCCCGCCGGAUCUCCCUCAAGUCUACAUGCCAAUCCGAGAGUGGGCGAGUGUGCAUGUUUACACGUCCAGUCCUGCCUAACUCGCGGCAACGUACUUGGCCCUCUGUCCUCCAACAUGAACCUGCCAAUCAGCGGAAGUACCAUAGCCGCUUGCUCGUCCAGGUCUCCGACGUUGCCGCGAUCGUCCGAAGAACCACGAUCAAGGACAUGACCUACUCAGGACGUCAUCAGCGGCGCCGGUGCACCCAUAGCUUCGAUUCGGCGAUCCCUCUCCGUCCCCCUCCCGCUCUCUCUUCGUCGACACUCACACCCUACCCGUAGGAUCUGAGUUUCGCAUCAUCUUCAAAUCCUCCCUCGUUCUCCCUUGGUCUUUCAUGGCUGGUCUGAGCAGGUGCUACUUCCACCAGUACGUUGAACGUGGCAUCGAGGGGCACGGGACGAGCAUGCUCCGUCGACGAUGACCUUGUGAGUUUUGGCACCGCGAGUAUCGAUGCGAUGGACCACGAGGGGCGCGGUCCAGCCCGAAUCUGGAACGGCCGGGGGUCGGAACGGGAAGCGGGAGGGGAUCGUGAACAGACUUCAUGUCCUCGCUGGUCGACUCCUCGGGCAGAACGGGUGCCUGAACAAUCCCUCCGGAGCGUGCCGCGUCACGUCGAAGUCAGGCUAAGGCAAUUUAUUCCCGCUACUGUGCGAUACAGAACCGGGCAUGCUGAAGAUAUCAUGAUCUUUCAACCUUAGCAACGGUACAACAGAUAUGAUUGAACGGUGCACAUGGGUUCAUAGCCGUGCGUGAGCCCAUUUAUUGUUGAACAUGUAUCAUAGUUUACACCUGUCCAACACGUCUGACUUGAGUACCUUUCAACCCGCACAGCUGGGUAAAGUACGAGGUACCCAUUACGACAACGUUCGCAAUACCUGAACGCAAUGCCCUGUCGCAUGCCAGACUUGACGCGAAUGCGUCCGACGCCCGCAGUUGAAACGCGGCUUCAGUCACAGCAGAUGCGUCCGCAGCCCGGCCGGCCGUCAUCGGGCUUCUGCAGGGGGGUACGGCAGCGAGCCCGCAUCGUACGCUAGAUUGACCUGCGGAGUGGUGGACGGGAGUGGCUGGAACAACUUGCGUUGGGAGUGCUGUUGCUUCCAUUCGCACAGCGCCCGCCAUGCAAGGGUCCUUAUCCUGUCGACGACGCCGGCGCCGUAGCUUCAAGAAGGCUCUUCCACCAGUUUACGCGCUGUUAACGAAGGCCAGCUAGCGUACGUUCUAUGAUAGAACCCCAAGUUGGUCUGCGUCGAUAAAAGCCAAUUUGAGGACCAGCGUGACGUGCCAUGCAAGAGCGACACUCACCGUCCGGAUUGUUUUCCUUCGACCAGGAUGCAUCUACCCUUGCAUCAUAAUUAACGCCAUCCGACAGGGUUGGUUGAACGUUCCGCACCCCUCCAACACAUGCCCGUUUGCUUUGCACAGUUCGAGGAUCGCAACUAGGGGAGGCAGCUGGCCUUCGUGGAUAUCAAUGCC
This is a messenger RNA of Punctularia strigosozonata HHB-11173 SS5, 1811 nucleotides long. RefSeq lists its product as uncharacterized. Lineage: Eukaryota; Fungi; Basidiomycota; Agaricomycetes; Corticiales; Punctulariaceae. The transcript has 3 exons. The coding region runs from base 203 to 619 and encodes 138 amino acids. The record is from RefSeq and is a predicted model, not a curated record.